Messenger RNA from Alligator sinensis (Chinese alligator), 2174 nucleotides. Its product is annotated as protocadherin-8-like. Gene Ontology annotation, biological process: homophilic cell-cell adhesion. NCBI's taxonomy places the organism in Eukaryota, Metazoa, Chordata, Crocodylia, Alligatoridae. Gene Ontology annotation, cellular component: plasma membrane. The record is from RefSeq and is a predicted model, not a curated record. Gene Ontology annotation, molecular function: calcium ion binding.
AUGAAAAGUGGCAGCCCUGAGCCCGGCCCUGGCGUGCUCUACGUGAGCGAGGCGGCGCCACGCGACAGCUUCGUGGCGCUGGUCAGCACCUGGGACCGCGACUCGGGCGCCAACGGGCAGGUGCGCUGCACGCUGCACGGCCACGAGCACUUUGCGCUGCGGCGCGCCUACGGCGACAGCUACGUGCUGGUGACGGCGGCCGCGCUGGACCGUGAGCACCUGCCCGAGUACAACCUCACGCUGGUGGCCGAGGACCUGGGCACGCCGCCCUUCCGCACAGUGCGGCCCUACACUGUGCGCCUGCGCGACGAGAACGACAAUGCGCCGCUCUUCGCCCCGCCGCCCCUUGGCCGCGUGGCUGUGCCCGAGAACAACCCCCCCGGCGCCUACCUUGCCACUGUGCUGGCCCGCGACCCCGACCUGGGCCCUAACGGUAAGGUCACCUACCGCCUGCUCGAGGCCCAAGUCGCUGGUGCCCCUAUCUCCGCUUACGUCUCUCUUGACCCCACCACCGGUGUCUUGCGGGCCCUCUGCACCCUGGACUACGAGGCACUGCAGGUGCUGGAGCUGGAGGUGGAAGCCUGCGAUGCGGGCACCCCCACAUGGUGCAGCCAGAGCCAUGUGCAUGUUCAUGUGCCGGAUGGUAAUGACCAUGCUCCGGAGAUUGUGGCCCCGCCACUGGUCAACAGCUCUGCUGAGCUGCCUCUGCCAUGCCACGCCCCACCAGGCUUUCUGAUUGCCCAUAUUGCUGCCCAGGAUGAGGAUGAAGGACCCAAUGCAGAGCUGUCCUACUCCAUUGUGGCUGUUGCCCAUGACCCCUUUGCACUGCAUGAGCACACUGGGGUGCUGUGGCUGCGCCGCAGGCUGCGGGGUGGAGAGGUGCAGGCAGCACUCCCACUUGUCAUUAUGGUGCAGGAUGGUGGGCGGCCAACCCUAUCCUGCACUGCCACCCUCCAGCUCAUCCCCACUGAUGUGCUGCCCUCCAGAGUGGAGACUGUGGUGCCACAGCUCCUGGCAGAGGAGCAGCCCCCACAACCUGGUUUGGACCCCUUCAUGGUCUUCAUUGUGGUGCUGGCUGGUGGCUGCUGCCUGCUGCUGGCUGCAAUCAUUGGUGUAGUCUCCACCUGUGGGAAGAGUGUGAGUGGCUGCAAAGGGAGGCCCCGAGAGCAAAUGAGAGACCUGGAGGGCAGGUGGCUAAAAGGUCUGGACCCCCUGGCAGGGAGUCCCUCUGCUGGCCACCAGGUGGACUUCUGCCAACUCGCCGUCAGCCCUGGGGUUGAGCACCCCUUUGAUGAUCCCUGCUCGGAGGAUGGCAGCUGCGAGUCCUUGUGUCAUUCCACCCAGGAGAGGAAAGGGACCGUUGACUCCCAGGAUCAAGUCCUUAUUUCUUCUCAUUCUUCACAUACUUGCAAGGAGGGUUUAUCUGCUUCAAGUUUAAGUGCUCAUUCAACUCCAGAUCAGUUUAGUGUGAAGGACAGUGGGAAGGGAGACAGCGAGUUUAAUGACAGUGAUUCUGACGUCAGUGGAGAGGGGCUGAAGAAGACCCCUUCACAGAUCACGGAGAAGCAACUUGUACUGUGGCCUGUGAAGGUAGAAGGGCUUGCAAGGAUGCAGAAGAAUACUGUAGUUCUUAUACCUACCAGCUCCAGGAAAGCAAAAUGCUUCCUUCACGUUACAGAAAUGGUUAUAUGAUUAUACAUUUUUCAACACCCCUUUAUCAGUCCAUUCCUCACCUCCAGAAGCCUAGCUUUCUUUCACAGCACCCAGACCUGAAGGAGUGUUAUUAUCCAGUCAGUAUCUCUAAAACUGAAAGGCUGCAGAGUGUUUGUGAAAGAGUACUAAGUGGUAACUUGUCAUCUAUGCUCUCUGGACAGUAUGAAGGAUUGAAUCGCCCUUCGCAGAACAUUUUGCCCUUAAAUGCUUCAGAAGUGGCAACAUCAUUCUGAAAUAUUAUUGGACAGACAUGAGAGUAUUGCGAAUGUACUAAAUAUGUAAAUGAAAUCUAACUCUUCUACCCUCUUCCCCUAUCAAAUCAAAUCUCCUUUAACUAUGGCAAAAACAAUCAAUGUGUAGACACAUCAUCCUACCAAAUUUAUCGGCUAUAUUUUACCAAAGAGUCUUAAUUAAAACUGUAUUAAAAUGUGUAGUUAUGGCUGCUAAAAAUGAUAAAAGCA